AGAACAGAGAAAGAAAUAGAUGAAAAACCCUGGAAACAGCAAGGAAAUACGUAAUACAAAUCUAAAGGAACAGAAAGAAGAUAAAGAAAACAAACAAUGUUUGAGAAGAAUGAAGAGAGGAGCCACUUAACGUUACUCUUCCUCAUCAUUCCACAACUUAAAACGUGCUCCCCAAGUUCAUCUUUCCUCUUGUUUUGAAUCAUCUCUCUUCUCACAGCAUAAAACCCAAUUCCAUUCUAACAAUACACAGCACAUCCCAACAAAAUUUCUUGCAAACUCUUUACUAGAAAAUCUCAAACUUACCCUGUUCCAUAUCUGCAACCACUUCAAACCUUAGUAGUGAAGUAUUGAACCCAAAAAGCCUUCAUUUGGCAGUUUGAAUAGGAUUUUGGAAAUCCUGGCCUGGCAAUAUGGAUCAUCUUAGUCCACAAUCCACAGAAGGCGACGAGGGCAUAAUAAGGCUGCAGAUAGAUUACAAGUUGAGUGAUAAUUGGGGUUCAGGUUCCACCACCAUUUUUGAACCUCGAAGACAAGUUGUUGACCGAAUAGAGACCAGAGACAGCAGCAAUGCAGACACUAAUUCUUCAUCAAGACCAACUGUACAAGCCCCAGAGAAGAAACUAACUCUAUUUGCUCUUCAACUCGCAGUUCUUGAGAAAAUGGCAACUGGGCUAGGAGCACUGGGAUUCAUCUGGGCAACCGUGGUUCUGCUCGGCGGUUAUGCAAUUAAACUAGGCACAAUUGACUUCUGGUUCAUCACCAUCAUACUCUUAAUUGAAGGUGCCAGAAUCUUUAGCCGAAGUCAUGAACUUGAAUGGCAACACCAGUCUACAUGGUCAGUUACAGAUGCCGGCGUGUAUAGCUUCUGGGCAUUUGAAUCGAGCUCCCAUUUCAUUGGUCGAUCAUUGAAAAGAAUUAGGGGGUCAGUUUCUGAAAGCCAAGGCCGAGAACUCAAAGAGAACAGCAAUGAAGAAAGACCAAGCAACAGGACAACACGUAUAUGGACAUCAUCAGAGGUUCCUUUGCUUCCAUAUGCAGAUUGGUUUUUUCUAUCUCGAAACAUAAGCAAGUUAUUCUAUUGGUUACAGUUGAUAUCAGCCUCAGCUUGCAUAACUCUUUCAAUAUUGAGAAUAGUUCAGUUGGAUCAUGGUGGCACAAUUGUAACAGACCCAGAUAAGAAGAAUCAGAGAUCUGCUCUGAAUAUUUUUUAUUGGUUGGCCUUGUCUGAAGCUUUCUUGUUUCUGUUGGAGAAAGCUUACUGGGAAUGGACUGUAAUCAAUCGUAGGCUACUGGAAGAGGUGAAUGAGGAAUGCGAAUUAGGAAGCUCUGGAAUGAUUUCCAUCAAAAGGUUUUUCUAUGAUGCAUUUUCAGAAUGUAUCAAUGGAAGCAUCUUUGAUGGCUUAAAGCUGGACCUGGUUUCUUUUGCUACAGAGCUCUUGGACUCUAAUUCCAGCGAUGAACAGCUCAUAGGGGUUGGAAUUCUUCAGAAAUUCUCAAACAAUCCCAGAUUUUCUGAUGACACACUUCAGAAGAUUGGGACUUCAACUUUUGUUAUUGAGAGAUUGGUGGAGAUGCUUAACUGGAAGAACCCACAAGAAGAAGAGAUCAGGAAAGGAGCAGCAGAGAUUGUGUCCAAAUUAGCUGGGAAAAAGCAGAACUCCCUUAGAGUUGCAGGAAUUCCUGGUGCGAUGGAAUCAAUAUCAUCAUUGCUCUACACUCAACGUAGCGCAGAUGGUGCAGCUGAUGAAAUCUGGGAGAAGAUGACAAUCUGUGACCGAGCAAAUUACGAGUUUUCGGUGUUUAACCAUUUGGGUCUCACCAUUCUCAAGAAACUCGCGAGAGACCAUGAUAAUUGUGAGAAGAUCGGUAACACAAGACGUCUCCUGCCAAAAAUUGUUGAUCUCACACAUGCAGGAGAAAGGGUUCUCAGGAACAGUCACCAAACAGAUAAUCGAAUGUUAACGAUGAAAAGAGCCCUGCAAUUGCUGAAGUUACUGGCAAGAACUUCUGGUACUGCUGGGAAUUUUCUAAGGAAAGAGAUUUCAGAGAUUGUUUUCACGGUAAGCAACAUCAGAGAAAUUCUCAAGCAUGGUGAGAAAUACCCAAUGCUUCAAAUUCUGGGAAUCGAGAUUUUAACCAGUUUGGCCUUCGAAGAUGAAGCAACAGAAAAGAUUGGAAGCACAGGUGGAAUCAUUAAAGAACUGUUCCGGAUUUUUUUCGAAGAAGGAUUACCUGUAGACCAAAAUUGUGUGAGGAUUGCAGCAGGGGAAGCAAUUGCAAUGUUGGCACUGGAGAGCAAUAAGAACUGCUCUCGGAUAUUGAAUCUGGAAGCAGUACCGAAGCUUGUCGGGGCACUUGAAGAUCCAAUUCUUCGUAUCCAUUCCGCAAGAAUUUUAAGAAAUUUAUGUUCCUACGCAAGCCACGAUUGCUUUCAACAAUUAAAGGGAGUCUCAGCUGCGGCACCUUCUGUUCUGAAGACGAUAAUGUCGGAAGAGAAUAAACUACAAGAAGUGACACUAGGGCUUGCAACACAGGUUUUCAAGUUCAUGACUCCUCGAGAAGCAAGUAUCACGUUCAAUCGAACUGGAAUCAAUGAGAUCAAAUUAGCAACGAAACUCAUGCAAAUUUUGAAAUUCUAUCAAUACCCAUCAGCCAAAGUUCCUAGAAUUAGAAGGUUUGCGAUCGAGCUAGCAAUUUGGAUGAUGAAAAACAACAAAGCAACAAUUCGUACUUUUAGGGUUCUUGGGAUGGAGAAGGAACUUGAGAUUGUGAGAGAGACGACAUCAGAGAUGGAAAGCUACAACAUUUUCUCAGGAACAGUUGGACUAAGCAGGCACAGUGAAACAAUUCACUCACUUGUUGAUAAUGCACUUGACUUGUUGGCAAAUGAGUGACAUUACUCACUCUCUCUGCAAAUCUAAUA
Messenger RNA from Telopea speciosissima, 2923 nucleotides. RefSeq lists its product as uncharacterized. The record is from RefSeq and is a predicted model, not a curated record. The coding region runs from base 411 to 2894 and encodes 827 amino acids. The transcript is spliced from 2 exons. Lineage: Eukaryota; Viridiplantae; Streptophyta; Magnoliopsida; Proteales; Proteaceae.